Molecule: messenger RNA, 1045 nt
Organism: Pelmatolapia mariae (spotted tilapia)
Lineage: Eukaryota; Metazoa; Chordata; Actinopteri; Cichliformes; Cichlidae
Product: CD226 antigen-like
Exons: 4
Coding region: 89-1045 (318 amino acids)
Biological process (GO): T cell receptor signaling pathway; regulation of cytokine production
Cellular component (GO): external side of plasma membrane
Molecular function (GO): signaling receptor binding
Source: RefSeq, a predicted model, not a curated record
UAAUCUUUUUGGAAACUAACGUCAUAAGAGCUCCUCCCAUUUCUCGUGAACAAAGAGCCGUUCAUUCUAAUCUACUCAUCUUGAGAGCAUGGAGGGAGCAGGGCAGCUGCACUCGUGGACGUUAUUGUUUCUCCACUUAUGCUUGUCUGCAACCGCAGACCUCGUAAACAUCACAGCUGAAACUGGACAGAAUGUCACUUUGUCAUGCAGAGCCAACAACAACAACCUCGUUACAUUUCUGGAGUGGAGCAAACAUGGUCUUAGGAAAGGAUAUUUACUUUUGUACCGUGAUGAGCGGUUUGAUCUAGAGAACCAGCAUUCAUCGUUUAAGAAUCGGGUGGAUCUGCAGGACAGACAGAUGAAGGAUGGAGACGUGUCUUUGAUUCUUAAAAAUGUGACGCUUGAUGACCGUGGAAUAUACGAGUGUCGCGUUGAGACAAAAAGAAAUCGCAGGAAGAGAGCGAAUCAGGAUGACGACCCCGUUGUCAUCAUCAGCCUGAAUGUUGUUCCUCCAGAACAGAAACACAUCACAGCUGAGACUGGACAGGACAUCACUCUGCCAUGUCGAGCUCCAAACAACAACAUCCACCCUAUAGUUGUGGAGUGGAGCAGAGCCGACCUGGAUGAGUAUGUCCUUUUGUACAGAGAUGAGGGGUCUGUACUUGAGGACCAGCAUCCAUCUUUUAUGAACCGGGUGGAUCUGCAGGACAGACAGAUGAAGGAUGGAGACGUGUCUUUGAUUCUGAAGGAUGUGACGACUAAUGAUGCAGGAACAUACGAGUGUCAUGUUGUCCAGGGAGGACCCAGCCUCAAGAAGAGACUCAUUAACAACAAGCCUAUCUGUAUCAUGGACGUGAGAGUUGUUGAUCCUCCAGGAGGAGGACAAGAGGCUGAAGGGAAGGAGGAUGGCUCUGUUGGACUGAUUGUUGGUCUGUCAGUUUCUGCUGUGCUUCUUGUUGCUGCUGUCGUUGGUUUUCUCAUCUACAGACAACUUCAUCAACAACAGGAUCCAUACCAGCCUCCAGUUGAAAUGCAGCCUGUUUGA